UUCUUUUUUAUCAACCUAGCACAAGAUGGAGUUCUUCAGAGUCUUUCUUCUCAUUCUUCUACUACUACAGGUUUUCGCAAAAGUUUCGCCUGAAGCAACUAAUUCUCUUGGUACUUAUGAAGGAACUAAAGGAAGUCAGAUUGUGGCUCUUAAUAAAGAACAUGUCCAGUUGCACAAAAUAAAUUGCAACCAUGAAUGUUCUCGGAGAUGCAGCAAAGCAUCUAAAAGGAAGAGAUGCAAAAGAGCAUGCAAGUCAUGUUGCCACAGAUGCCACUGUGUACCCCCUGGCACCUUUGGCCAUAAGGACCUUUGUCCAUGUUAUGCACGCCUCAAGACUCAUGGGAAUAAACCCAAAUGCCCUUGAAUUCUCUAUAUUAUUUAUUUCAAUUAUAUACUUACAUGAUUGAAUGCAUAAGGAAUAAAAUCCAGGAGUACCUCACAUGCAUUUUACUACAACAAGCUUAUGCUCUUUCUUGUAAUUUCACUUUGUAUUUCAAUUUGAAUGAUUCCUUUUCUUUGUUUCCAGU
Messenger RNA from Cajanus cajan (pigeon pea), 527 nucleotides. Its product is annotated as gibberellin-regulated protein 9. NCBI's taxonomy places the organism in Eukaryota, Viridiplantae, Streptophyta, Magnoliopsida, Fabales, Fabaceae. The record is from RefSeq and is a predicted model, not a curated record.